Molecule: messenger RNA, 384 nt
Organism: Rotaria sp. Silwood2
Lineage: Eukaryota; Metazoa; Rotifera; Eurotatoria; Philodinida; Philodinidae
Source: the annotation of a GenBank genome assembly
AUGACCGUUGGAGCACUCCAUGACCUCUAUCUAUCUUACCCUGGUUGUAAAACAUCUAGUGGCAUAUCAAAUAUAUCAUUUUCUUUUCAGGAUCAAGAUCGUGUACUUGAAGCAAUGCAUUCAGUAUUUUUAUUUCAUGCAAUUAAAACUGGUCUUUCUAUGGGUACUGUUAAUGCUGAUCAAGUUCCAAUUUAUAAUGAUACUGAUUCUCGUCUUGGAGAACUUCGUGAAGCAUGCAUAUUUAAUACACGAUCCACAGCAACUGUAGAAUUAUUUGAUUAUCGAGAAGAAAUUAGUUCGAUCGAUAAAAGCAAAAUAAGAAUACUGGCUUUUGUCGUAUCUAUGCUGUUUUUGAGGUCCUAUCUUCAAACCAAUGUACAUUAA